AAGCGUGGUUUCACGUUGGACGGAUGUAUGCCAUAAGAUUGUUUUUAUAGUAAUUUUACAACUUUAAAUUGUGAUGUGUUUUAUUAACUGAUUUUGUGAGAUAUGAGUGUGAACAUAUGUUAUUUGAAAUAGAUGAGGAAUUAUAGAAAAUGUCGGAGAAACAAGUUUUAGUUUUACCAAGAACUGUGAAAAGGAUAAAAUUAGUCCCUCCCGACGGAGGCUGGGGAUGGAUAAUUUUAUUAGGAAUAGGAGUUUCCAAUGUAUUCAAUCAGUCUAUGUUGUCCCUCUUCAGCUUGCUAUAUGGAGAUGCUCUGGAAGCAAUGGGACACAAGACGCAAGGAGCAGCGAUAGUUCUCAGUGUUAUGCUUUUUGUAUCGAAUUUUAGUGGUCCGAUUGCCGGUGCUCUAGUCAAGCUGACGUCAGCGAGAUUUGUAUCCGUCGCGGGAUCUUUUUUAUCCAGUUUGGGUAUUUUCGUUAGCGGUUUUUCCACAAACAUAGCUCAUCUGAUAAUCAGUUACGGUGUCCUAAUAGGUGUAGGAUUAGGUUUCAUUCAAAAUGCAUCGUUUGUGUCCAUAAAUAGUUACUUCAAACUGAAAAAGAGUAUUGCUGUGGGAAUAGCAAUGGCGGGCACUGGCAUUGGACAGACAGUAAUGCCGCAUGUUGUGCGAUAUCUCUUAGAUAAAUAUGGAUUUUUAGGAGCAUGCUUACUUCUUUCUGGUCUUAGCUUACACGGGAUUUGUGGAACACUACUUAUCCAGCCCGUUGAAUGGCAUUUGAAGAAAGUGGAAGAGGAGGUCGUAAUUGACGAAAAAUCGUUAUUUGAGAACAAAUGCAAUGCUACUGGUGAAGUCUACAAUAGAGCUAGACGAGCUACAAUCCCGUCAGUUUUACUUGAGAAUGAAAAGCAAAAGGUUGACUCGCAUAAAUUAUUAUCUCAAAGUUUUACACAAUUGCAGCAAAAUGGCAAACCAAAUGUCCCCAUGAAUGAACAAAUCAUAAAUACAAAUGGAAACAAAGUCAUAAGCAUGCUAAAAAAUGUUUACGACUUGCUCGAUAUUUCACUAUUAACAAAUAUCAGAUUUUUAAAUGUCAUCAUUGGAACAUCUUUGACAUUUGUUUCAAUACAGAACUUCAGCAUGUUGUAUCCACUCUUCCUACAGAAAGUAGCAAAUAUGGAUAAACAAGAAACUGCCAAUUGCAUGUCAGCUGUGGCAAUUGCUGAUAUUAUUGGGAGACUGGCCUUGCCUCAGGCGCAAGCGAAAUUCAACAUUUCAGUAAAAAUGGCUAUUAUAUUGACCAGUAUCUGGUGUCUUGUGGUACGACAAAUUCUAGCAUAUCAAACAGACAUGUACGUCCUAUUGGUUCUAUCACUAUUCUAUGGUAUUGGAAGAAGUAUGGUAAUCGUAUCUAGGAACAUUGCUAUUGCUGAUGAGUGUAGAAUGGACCAAGUGGCUUCUGCUGUAGGUCUAGGAAUGUUAAGUAUGGGCUUGUUAGUACCGCCAGUAGGCUACUUCUUAGGCUGGAUAAGGGACUAUACUGGAAGCUAUAUUGUUUGUAUAACAGCGCAAAAUGCCAUACUUGUAAUAUUUUUGAUCAUGUGGAUACCAGACAUGUUAUACCAAUACUGUAAAGAAAAAAGAAAACAAAGAAAUAGAAAAGACGAAACGCAAUUGACGUAAGAGAAGGCACAAGACAAUUUCACACAGUCUGUGAUUAUAAGAAGCCAAAUAAGUAAAAUAAGACUAGUAAAGACAAGAAUAGUUUAUAAAUGUGUUCUCAAAGAACAUACCUGUUGUUUUGUUGUUAAUGACGUGUACUAUGUUACGCAUUUAAAUGUCAAGAGACUUUAAACUGAUACAUAUCAUUAUUUUUCUGUGAAAUAUGAGCCGAUUCAUUUCCAAUUCUACUAAAUACACUAUUGAAAUUGAUUUGUUUCUAGUUAU
This is a messenger RNA of Zerene cesonia (dogface butterfly), 1943 nucleotides long. RefSeq names its product monocarboxylate transporter 12-B-like. The transcript has 8 exons. Gene Ontology annotation, molecular function: monocarboxylic acid transmembrane transporter activity. The record is from RefSeq and is a predicted model, not a curated record. Gene Ontology annotation, biological process: monocarboxylic acid transport; transmembrane transport. The coding region runs from base 150 to 1679 and encodes 509 amino acids. Lineage: Eukaryota; Metazoa; Arthropoda; Insecta; Lepidoptera; Pieridae.